Molecule: messenger RNA, 405 nt
Organism: Cydia amplana
Lineage: Eukaryota; Metazoa; Arthropoda; Insecta; Lepidoptera; Tortricidae
Gene: CPR25
Product: endocuticle structural glycoprotein SgAbd-5-like
Exons: 3
Coding region: 68-388 (106 amino acids)
Cellular component (GO): chitin-based extracellular matrix
Molecular function (GO): structural constituent of chitin-based larval cuticle
Source: RefSeq, a predicted model, not a curated record
CAAAAGUCCUAUUUAAAGAACACAUUCUCAAUUUUGAAUCAGUAUACUGUCACGUCUUCAGUUCACAAUGAUUGCUUUGAAAGUGGUGUUUUUUGCCAUUUUGGCAACCACCUUGGCUGCUGAAGACGCAUCUAAACCAAAAAUAGAAGUCCUGACUGAGAGAACAUUCGUCAAUGAAGAUGGGUAUAAUUUCGAGUACAAAUUAAGCGACGGCGUUUCCCGGCAAGAAGAAGGCUCACUGAUCACGGUGGGCGAUCAUCAGGGCAUCGGUGUUCGUGGCCAGUACUCGUACGUGGCUCCCGAUGGCCAGGAGUACACGGUCACCUUCACUGCUGAUGACAAAGGCUUCAAUCCAGUCAUCCGUGCCUCGCCCGCUAAGGGACAAUAAAAUAUUUUAAAAAGUUU